GAGAGAGAGAGAGAGAGACCACAUUGCCUCACGGGAGCACCAUGGAUUUGCUGCAGGACUCUCGGUGGACAAUGCAGGGCCUCAACAGCCGUCUGAAGGGCUUCCUGGAGCAGGUAAACAAGCUGCAAGAGGCAAACUGGCAUCUGGAGGGCCAGAUUGCAUACUGGGGCCUAAAGAACRCCCCGCACCCCCAGGAAUGGACCCAGCAGGAAAGGACUGUGGAMGAUCUCCGUGCCCAGGUUGGUAAACUGCUGAUGGAGAACGCAGAGCUGGUGCUGCAGUCUGACCACAUGAUGUCCAGGGCUUCUACCAUCCAGGCCAGAUGUGAGUUGGAGGAGAGGCUGACCAAGUGUCUGGAGCAACAGGUGGCUCUGCUGAGGGAGAACAAGACGAGGGUGGAGCAUACCAAUGUGCAGGUGGAGGUGGAACUACACAACUCCAUGGCAGAGCUGCAGGACAUGCACCAGGACUAUGUGGCAGCCCGUGCUCUGCAGCAGCAGCAGGCCGACUCCUGUGAUGCGCURCUAGUGACGGCCACAGCGUGGGAGGAGGAUGGCACAGGGAUGGAGCUCUCCCAGCUCCUCGACCGAAUCAGGACGCAGUGCGACCGCCUCAGCCUCACCGGCCUAAAUCAAGUCCCAGAUGACCGACACCCCGGCCUGUCCGCCGGCCCAAAUCAAACUCCAUGCUMCGCUGCCGGGCCGAGCCGUUUCGGAGCCACACUCAGACCCCGAGCCCAUGGAGGAUCUCUCCCACAGCUCAAUGCAGAAGAGGCAGCAUGGACCCAGGUGAACCUCGAGGACUUGCCCUGA
Molecule: messenger RNA, 812 nt
Organism: Salvelinus sp. IW2-2015
Lineage: Eukaryota; Metazoa; Chordata; Actinopteri; Salmoniformes; Salmonidae
Product: keratin, type I cytoskeletal 18-like
Source: RefSeq, a predicted model, not a curated record